CUCUGACAUCAUCAAGAGUCAUCGCGGUCAGCACUCACGGAUUUCCAUUUAGACCCCAGUGCUCUAACGUUGUAGAAAACGCCUAGAUAACUGAUCUCAGAUCAGAUCUACCUCAGCUGUUUAACAGCGCUCUUAAGUGUCAAUCUGAUUGAGUUGGCCAAUCAAAUGAAGAAAGGCGAGGAUUAUUGUCCAAUAAAAUGAAAGAAGGCGUGAGUUGCUAUUUACAGAAGUCAAGCUCGAGUUCAGUUCUACUUUGAAAGAGUGGGAUCCACAGGAGCUCACUCGUCAUAUUGGCUGGUCUUUGUAAUUUUUGAAAUACUGACGUAUUUUAACAAUUUGUGUGGUAAGAAUUCCACUGGAACUUUUCUGGACACGAAACAUGACUUCGGAUCAGCCAGUUCUACUCGCAGCAGUGUCGUUACUGUCUGCUCUUCACAUGGGUUUUCUGGCAAGGCGUGUGGGCUGGUCUAGGAUGAAGCAUAAAGUUAUGCCACCUUCUGUUACUGGACCCGCUGAGUUUGAAAGGACAUUUCGUGCCCAACAGAAUGGUGUAGAGUUUUACCCCAUCUUCUUGGUGGUAUUGUGGAUCUCUGGUAUUUUUUGCAAUGAAGUAAUUGCAGCUCUUGGUGGACUUCUGUAUAUUGUGGCAAGAGAGAUGUAUUUUACUGGCUAUAUAAAUGAAUCAAAGAAAAGGUUGCCAGGGUUUUACAUGGUGAUUUGUGUUUUGUUAUUCUUAACUGUGAUGGCUACACUUGGAAUCAUUCAGUCAUUCUUGCAUGAAUAUCUGGACGUCAAACUUCAUUAGAGAAAAUUAUAGUAUUUUAACCUUCAGUUACUCUUCUAUCCGUUUCCCUCUUUAACCAAAAACACCAAGCAUUUUUUUAUAUUUUCUAAUGAUGUAGAUCAAAUAAAAAUGUGUUGGUAAU
This is a messenger RNA of Triplophysa rosa, 926 nucleotides long. It is a transcript of the gene mgst2, whose product is annotated as microsomal glutathione S-transferase 2. Lineage: Eukaryota; Metazoa; Chordata; Actinopteri; Cypriniformes; Nemacheilidae. Gene Ontology annotation, cellular component: nuclear envelope; endoplasmic reticulum; membrane. Gene Ontology annotation, biological process: leukotriene biosynthetic process. The transcript has 7 exons. Bases 380 to 805 code for a protein of 141 amino acids. The record is from RefSeq and is a predicted model, not a curated record. Gene Ontology annotation, molecular function: leukotriene-C4 synthase activity; glutathione peroxidase activity; enzyme activator activity.